Molecule: messenger RNA, 3890 nt
Organism: Hemibagrus wyckioides
Lineage: Eukaryota; Metazoa; Chordata; Actinopteri; Siluriformes; Bagridae
Gene: prkg1b
Product: protein kinase cGMP-dependent 1b
Exons: 18
Coding region: 538-2550 (670 amino acids)
Biological process (GO): protein phosphorylation
Molecular function (GO): cGMP-dependent protein kinase activity; ATP binding
Source: RefSeq, a predicted model, not a curated record
ACUGCGCCCCCUCGAUUUCUCAGAGAUGACAUUUGCUCCACUGAGCUUCCUGUGGAUCGAUUUAUAUCUUGCACGUGCCAAAGCUUUCAGGGUGUACUGAUCACUGGCAGAGACACGAAGCAUCUCUACAGCAGCAUCACCUCCACAAAGCUCUGUCUCCAAGUACAGAGAGUCGGGUUACGCGGAAGCACGUCAGCCUUCAUGUCUUAAGUUAAAGCGAGCUAUUUCAGGCGAGUCUCUCCAAGUGCACGAGUCGGUUUAGUUUUUUUUCUCCACACUCAGCACUCAGUACAGUAGCCUUUACAGUACAGCUUCUUCUUUGUUUAAUGACACACACAUACACAGCUGUUAAUUAACCAGGUGUGUGUGUGUGUUGGUGGAGAUGAGCACUGCAGUUCAUUUCAUCCCCUGUUUCCAUUUGCAUUAAGUGAAUCUGGACGCUGAAGACUCUGUCUCUCUUUCUCUCGCGCGCGCGCUCACACGCACGCACCACCACCGGCACCGGCUUUUCUUGCUCGCGAGCACCAAAGUUCCAAGAUGAGCGAUCUGGACGAGGAUCUGGCCAAGCUGCUUGUGAUAAAAGAUGAGCGGAUUAAGGAGAUGGAAAGACGCCUCGGUGAGAAGGAAGAGGAGAUCCAGGAGUUGAAGAGGAAGCUGCACAAAUGUCAGUCGGUGUUACCGAGCGCGCAGAUGAUCGGACCGAGGACCAGGCGAGCUCAGGGCAUCUCAGCAGAACCGCAAAGCUUCACCGAGCUCACCGAGCUCACCGGGGAGGCUUUCCGAAAAAUCCCCAAGUCUGACAGGUCCAAGGAGCUGAUCAAGGAGGCCAUUCUAGACAACGAUUUCAUGAAGAACCUGGAGCUCUCACAGAUCCAGGAGAUCGUGGACUGCAUGUACCCGGUGGAAUAUGACAAAGAGAGCUGCAUUAUUAAAGAAGGUGACGUGGGCUCGCUUGUCUACGUUAUGGAAGAUGGCAAGGUGGAAGUGACCAAGGAAGGCAUGAAGCUGUGCACCAUGGGACCAGGCAAAGUGUUCGGCGAGUUGGCCAUCCUCUACAACUGCACCCGUACGGCCACCGUUCAGACUCUCACUAACGUGAAGCUCUGGGCCAUUGACCGCCAAUGUUUCCAGACCAUCAUGAUGAGGACAGGACUCAUCAAACAUGCCGAGUACAUGGAGUUCCUCAAAAGCGUUCCCACAUUCCAAGGCCUUGCAGAAGAAAUACUCAGCAAACUCGCGGAUGUCUUGGAAGAGACUCACUACAGUGAUGGAGAAUACAUCAUCAGACAGGGCGCUCGAGGAGACACCUUCUUCAUCAUCAGUAAAGGAAAGGUGAACGUUACCAGAGAGGAUUCGCCCAAUGACAUCGUUCAUCUGCGUGGCUUGGGGAAAGGGGACUGGUUUGGAGAGAAAGCUCUUCAAGGAGAAGACAUCAGGACUGCCAACGUCAUCGCCGCCGGGGCCGUCACCUGCCUGGUCAUUGACAGAGAUUCAUUUAAGCAUUUGAUUGGAGGUCUGGAUGACGUCUCCAACAAAGGCUACGAGGACGCUGGAGCCAAAGCGAAAUACGAGGCAGAAAAUGCCUUCUUCUCCAACCUGAAGCUGGUGGACUUCAACAUCAUCGACACCUUAGGGGUGGGAGGAUUCGGACGAGUCGAGCUGGUGCAGCUCAAAAGCGAGGAGACCAAAACAUUUGCCAUGAAGAUUCUGAAAAAGCGCCACAUAGUGGACACGCGGCAACAGGAACACAUCCGCUCCGAGAAGCACAUCAUGCAGGAGGCUCAUUCAGACUUUAUAGUGAGAUUAUACAGGACAUUUAAAGACAGCAAAUAUCUCUAUAUGCUGAUGGAAGCCUGUUUGGGAGGAGAACUCUGGACCAUUCUUAGAGACAGAGGAUCUUUCGAAGACUCCACGACCCGCUUUUACACAGCCUGUGUAGUAGAAGCCUUCGCUUAUUUGCAUUCCAAAGGAAUAAUUUACCGAGAUCUCAAGCCGGAAAAUCUCAUCCUAGAUCACAGAGGCUAUGCCAAGCUGGUGGACUUUGGUUUUGCCAAAAAGAUUGGAUUCGGGAAGAAGACAUGGACUUUCUGUGGAACACCGGAAUAUGUAGCCCCAGAAAUUAUUCUCAAUAAAGGUCAUGACAUCUCAGCAGAUUACUGGUCACUUGGUAUCCUCAUGUAUGAACUCCUGACUGGCAGCCCGCCGUUCUCAGGGCCAGAUCCAAUGAAGACGUACAAUAUAAUCUUAAGAGGUAUUGACAUGAUCGAAUUCCCAAAGAAGAUCACCAAAAACGCUGCCAAUCUAAUAAAGAAGCUAUGCAGGGACAAUCCAUCUGAGAGACUCGGAAACUUAAAAAAUGGGGUGAAGGACAUCCAAAAGCACAAAUGGUUUGAAGGCUUUAACUGGGAAGGGUUGCGUAAAGGGACUCUUACUCCUCCUAUUAUACCUGAAGUGUCAUCCCCCACCGACACCAGUAACUUUGACAGUUUCCCUGAGGACAACGAGGACCCGCCACCCGACGACAACUCAGGCUGGGACACGGAUUUCUGAUCCGAUUUACCCGUCUGACUGUCAGUCAGGACCUUCAGGACAUGGUUGUGUUGAGUGAGUUUAGAGACUGCUGCUCACGGUGGCAAAAUUAAACAAAAAAAAAGAAAGAGAGUCCAGCUCUGGGUCACCAUGAUGCCUUCCCCAAUGCUGUCCCCAUUGGGAUGCCCCAGUUCCAUUAACACCCUGCGUGCUGAGUUUUGAAGACACACUCUGAUAGCUUUAUCACAUCUCAUUAUUCCUCCUUCUCUUUCUGUCCAUUCAUACACCUUUACACUUCUGCUCUAUUUGCCUUUUGCUGAUUGGACAGAGCAUGAGUUAAACUUAAUGACAUGAUUGGAUGGGACAGAAUUUUCUAGCGGAGGUCAUGCUGUUCACUUGCUUCUCUGAACUUUAGUUUCUUAACCAGUGUAACAGUAUAUCAUGAUUGUGUGUGUAUGGUUGUUAUAUAUUUGGAAAGUCUCAUUAUACAGUAAAAUCAUAGAUAAUAAAUGUUGCAAGGGGGAAAAUGUCUUUAAUAUGACAUCUGAAAUGCCCUUCCACUGUAAUGCUUCUCCUCCAUGCUUAUAGCCGGAUGAUUAUUCAUAACAAAAGCUCACAUUUCUGUAUUCUUUAAAAAUAAAAUCCACUCUUAUACUGAACGUGUCUUAGGCAAGGGUCAGCGUCUGCAGGUUUACACCACCAGAGGGCAGUCUGUGACAAAACACAAGCUACCUGAUGCGAACGAGUGCAUAAAGAGAAAGACAAACAAAUCAGCAAACAAUCAUCGCUUAUAUGCUGCUAUACGAUCCGCCCUGACCUUAUCGCUGUCCAUGCCGACUCCAUAACCACAAUCAUUGAUGGCUAGACGACUGCCUGAAGGCUGACAAUAGCUUGAACACAAACUACUGUGCUGGAAAACAAAUUAGGGAUUUUUAUUUAUUGUAGGACCAGAGGUAAAUAUUUAUGUACAUAUUCAGUGCUGAUAUUUUUGUGAUACUUGUAGAAGAAAAAAAAUGUCAGAGUAAAGCUGGCUUUGUUAUUUAAUUUCUUUGGAAUAUGUUUUAUCUGUAUGGUACUUUGUAGAAAUGUUUUUUGUGCAAAAAAACAAAACAAAAAAACUUGUGUCCAAAACUUCACGAUGGACAGUUUGUGCUUAUUGUUUUUUUUUUCCUGUUUGUUUGUUGUUUUUCUGGCAUUAUGGGAAGUGCCUUAAUUCAAUGGCAUUCAAUAUAGACCCUACGUUGGUACUGAUGCUGCAUGACUAGUUGAACACCUCAAAUAUGUAAUCCUUACUCGUUUGUGGCUUUUUUAAAGUUCAGCGAUUUAUAUGCCUUUUUCUUACAAUAAAAGCAUCAAGAAUA